Saccoglossus kowalevskii is the source of this 1086-nucleotide messenger RNA. Its product is annotated as somatostatin receptor type 2-like. Gene Ontology annotation, molecular function: somatostatin receptor activity; neuropeptide binding. Gene Ontology annotation, cellular component: neuron projection; plasma membrane. Lineage: Eukaryota; Metazoa; Hemichordata; Enteropneusta; Harrimaniidae. Gene Ontology annotation, biological process: neuropeptide signaling pathway. The record is from RefSeq and is a predicted model, not a curated record.
AUGGAUCUGAACUCGACUGAGAACGGCACAGACGCAUUCUUUGGUGGAGCAGACAGUCGCCUGGAAGAGAUAAUUAUACCCAUUGUGUUCGGGUUUACGUGUCUGUUGGGCAUCAUUGGAAACUCACUGGUAAUAUACGUCAUACUGAAGCACAACAAAAUGAAAACGGUCGCUAAUGUGUACAUUAUGAACCUAGCAUUGGCCGAUCUGCUGUUCAUGAUAAUGAUUCCGUUCAUCUCCUAUCAACAGGCUAUGAACAUGUGGCCGUUCGGAUCGGCCUGGUGUAAAAUAUCUAUGGCAGUUGAUGGGAUGAACCAAUGUACCGGCAUAUACUGUCUGACUGCUAUGGCUUUUGAUCGUUACUUAGCCAUUGUACAUCCGAUUAAGAGCCUGAAACGCCGAACAGUGCGAAUAGCAGGUGCCGUCAACAUAUCAAUCUGGGUGGUAGCGUUUGUCACAGUUAUGCCCCUGUGGCUGUACACGAAAGCGGUUACUAUUCCCGGUACCGGUAUUUCAAUAUGUGCAGUUGAUUGGCCAUAUGAUACAUUCGGCGCUGUAUUCUUGUUGUACAUGUUCGUCUUUGGACUGGCACUACCAGUGGUCAUCAUUACACUCUGUUACUUACUUAUGAUCAAGAAGCUGUACGUGGGAGUUUCACCGCUAGGCGAGAGUCAUACAAAGAAACCAACCAAGAAAGUGGCGCGUAUGGUAUUGACUGUUAUUUUCGUCUUUGUCAUCUGCUGGACGCCUUUCUACACGAUUCAGUUCGUUGGUGCAUUCUCCGACGAUGAUUGGAGGCCGGACAAAACAUUUUACGGGUUCUUUUACUUUGCGCUUUGUCUCAGUUAUUUUAAUAGUUGCGUUAAUCCACUAAUUUAUUCAUUCAUGAGUGACAACUUCCGCAAGUGUUUUGCUAAAGUGGUUACCUGCAAGAGACUUUACGACACUGACAUCGAGGGCGAGACGAAACUCAAUCGAAACUCCGGUUCGGGCGAGGAUGGAAAGACAAUAGGGACCGUAGCCAAUAGUCAGAUGGUGUUGAAUAUGGCAGCGACAGAAAACCCGGGAAAUCCAAGGCAAACAUAA